Messenger RNA from Mesorhabditis spiculigera, 1080 nucleotides. The record is from the annotation of a GenBank genome assembly. NCBI's taxonomy places the organism in Eukaryota, Metazoa, Nematoda, Chromadorea, Rhabditida, Rhabditidae.
AUGACUCAAUUCGAGUCCCCAACUCGUACUCUUUUUCGGUGCACGACGAUGGCAUAUGGUGCUGUCGUCAUUAGGAAUGAGGAGAUCGCCAGUGGAAAUAACGAUCAUUACUGGAGCAGCCAACCAGAGGCCGACGUCAUCGUCAUCGCGUACGCCGUCAUCUGUUCGUUCGGGGGGCUCGCAAAUCUGCUCGUUUUCAUGGCAUUUCUACGGACGCCGGCUUUACGGAAUAUCAGGAAUACGUUCAUCUUCAACCUGGCCGUGUCCGACUUGACGUUGUGCCUAUUCACCGCCCCGGCCACACUCUAUUUAUCCGCCAAUUUAUACUGGCCACUCGGCGAUUUGUCCUGUAAAUUGGUGGCAGCCACCCAGGCGUUGAACACGUUCGUCUCCUCGUUGACGCUCGCUUUGAUAGCGUUGGAUCGAGCGUUGCUGACGUUGUGUCCGAUUCGAUGGCGCCUCUCCUCCUCCGGUCCGUUGCUGUUCUACGGGCUUGUUUGGCUGCUUUCGGCAUUAGUGGCGGUUCCAUACGCCUUCGCAGUCAGCGCCGUUCGCCCCGGAUUCGUACCGUGGAGCCUGCCGACGACCGAGUCCAUUCUGACCCACUGUGGCCGUGAAAUGCCGUUGAUCUGCCGGGAGAGCGACGAGCAGUGGACCCUGCCGUUCUCCAAGCUCGCGUACACGUCGAUAGUGCUGGCCGUACAGUACAUCCUUCCAUUGGCCGCCCUACUGUAUGCGUACAUGAAAAUCGGGUCGACGAUACGGAGACGUAGCGAAUUGACACGGCCAGCCGAUAGUCGCAGAAGAUCGCUGAUGCAGCAAAAAAAUCGGAAAGCGAUGCUGCUCCUCGUUGUGCUCGUGCUCACCUACGCGGUGGCGUGGGCCCCUAUCAAUAUUUAUCACUUGUUGAGCGGAAUCGGGUGGAUCAACUUUUCGCAAUUACAAUACCUAAUCUGCCAUGUUGUCGGCAUUUCUUCGGCCUGCCUCAACCCGUUAAUCUACGCGCUUACCGGCGAACCAGCCGAAGAGGUCCUGAUCGCGCUGGAUACGAUAACGGCUACCGAUCGGGAUGUGGAUAUU